This is a messenger RNA of Wasmannia auropunctata (little fire ant), 361 nucleotides long. RefSeq names its product ATP-binding cassette sub-family G member 1-like. Gene Ontology annotation, cellular component: plasma membrane. NCBI's taxonomy places the organism in Eukaryota, Metazoa, Arthropoda, Insecta, Hymenoptera, Formicidae. The annotation marks the transcript as partial. The transcript has a single exon. Gene Ontology annotation, molecular function: ATP binding; ATP hydrolysis activity. The record is from RefSeq and is a predicted model, not a curated record.
CAUGAUCAAUAUCGCGUUUUUCGCUCGUCGCAUAGACAUAGUUAAAGAAUUAACGUUUACUGUAGAAACUGAGAAAACAAUCCUAUGUAAUGUAACGGGGCAUUUCGAACCGGGAAAAGUCACGGUGAUAAUUGGUCCUUCCGGCGCGGGAAAGACCACCCUGCUGAAAAUCAUAUUUGGCAAACAACUGAACGGCGUUAAAGGUACCAUUAUUGUAAAUGGCAUUGAACAGAAUACAGAGAUGUUUCGUAAACAGGCGUGCUACGUACCGCAACAAUUUCAUCUAUUGCCGUUCCUCACGACGAGAGAAACAUUCUAUAUAGCGGCACGUUUGAAAGUCAACAUUAAUCAAAAUGAACGA